CGGGGCCCCGCCGGGCGAGGGGCAGGGGCAGCGCCCACCGCGCCGCCCGCUGCCGCUCCCCGCGGCGCCGAGCUGCGCCGCAGAGCGAUCCCGCCCCCGGGGGGCCCCGCGGGGGCAGGCCGGCAGGGAGCCCGGCCCCGCCGCCGCCCGCCCGGCCGGGACACGCCUCUGCGCUCCCCGCCGCCCGCCGGGCAGCCUGCGUGCGGGGCUGCUGCGCCCCAGCGGAGCCACAGCCAGCGGGCUGCCGCCAUGGAGAGGACCCCCAUCCCGGUGCUGACGGUGCAGACGACGCCCUACGAGGACCAGCGGCCGACGGGCGGCGGGGGCCUGCGGCGGCCCACGGCGGCCUUCGAGAGCCAGCGCAACUACCUGCCCAACUUCGUGCAGAGCCUCCUCUCCUCCGUCGACCUCCGCGACCGCCAGGGCUGCACCAUGGUGGUGGGCAGCGACGGCAGGUACUUCAGCAAGACGGCCAUCGAGAUCGUCGUCCAGAUGGCCGCGGCCAACGGGAUUGGCAGAUUGGUUAUUGGACAAAAUGGUAUCUUAUCCACACCUGCUGUUUCAUGUAUCAUCCGAAAGAUCAAAGCAGCUGGAGGAAUUAUUCUAACAGCUAGCCACAGUCCUGGGGGACCUGGAGGGGAGUUCGGGGUCAAGUUUGAGGUUGCCAAUGGAGGACCUGCUCCAGAUAUAGUUUCAGAAAAAAUCUAUCAAAUCAGCAAAACUUUGGAGGAAUAUGCCAUUUGUCCUGACCUCAGAGUUGAUUUAUCACGCUUAGGAAGACAAGAAUUUGAUCUGGAGAACAAGUUCAAACCUUUCCGAGUGGAAAUUGUGGAUUCUGUGGAUAUCUACCUCAAUCUCCUUCGAAGUAUCUUUGACUUCAAUGCGAUCAGAAAUUUACUGACCGGACCCAACCAGAUUAAAAUAAGGAUUGAUGCCAUGAAUGGAGUUAUGGGACCUUAUGUGAGAAGAAUCCUGUGUGAUGAAUUGGGAGCUCCUGCAAAUUCUGCCAUAAACUGUAUUCCUCUGGAGGAUUUUGGUGGACAUCCCCCUGAUCCCAAUUUAACAUAUGCAACUGCCUUGCUGGAGGCUAUGAGAGGUGGAGAAUAUGGGUUUGGAGCUGCUUUUGAUGCUGAUGGAGACCGCUACAUGAUUCUUGGCCAAAACGGUUUCUUUGUUAACGCAUCAGAUUCACUGGCGAUAAUUGCUGCCAAUCUGUCUUGCAUUCCUUACUUCUGUCAGAUGGGUGUCCGAGGAUUUGGCAGGAGCAUGCCUACCAGCACAGCCCUGGACAAAGUGGCAAAAGUAAUGAAGAUUCCUGUGUAUGAGACACCAACAGGAUGGAGAUAUUUUUCCAGUCUCAUGGACUCUGGACGUUGUUCGCUUUGUGGAGAGGAAAGCUUUGGCACUGGAUCUGAUCACCUUCGAGAGAAAGAUGGACUAUGGGCUGUGCUAGUUUGGCUUUCCAUCCUAGCAGCUCGAAAACAGAGUGUGGAGGAGAUUGUCAGGGAUCACUGGGCAAAAUUUGGCCGGCACUACUACUGCAGGUUUGAUUAUGAAGCACUGGAACCCAGAACAGCGUAUUUCAUAAUGAGAGACCUGGAAGCUUUGAUCACUGACAAAUCAUUCAGCCAUCAGCAGUUUGCUGUGGGUAGCAAUAUCUACAGUGUGGAAAGAACAGACAGCUUUGAGUACACAGAUCCUGUGGAUGGCACAGUGACCAAAAGACAGGGGCUGCGGAUUAUUUUUUCAGAUGCUUCCAGGCUCAUCUUCAGAAUGAGUGCUUCUAGCCAUGUGAGAGCAACUCUCCGGAUCUAUGCAGAGAGUUAUGAAAAGGAUCCUAGCCAGCACAAUAAGGAGCCACAGGCUGUGCUGAGUCCUCUUAUAGCAAUCGCACUGAAAAUAUCUCAGAUUCAUGAGAGGACAGGGCGAAAGGGACCCACUGUCAUCACCUGAAGCCAUGGAAGAUCGUUAAACCAGGGCCAAAAAAGGAGCAGCAAGGAAAAGACAGGGCCUUGCUGAAACAUGUUAACCAUUUGUGCCUUGUAGGAUUUAAAAAGUUUUCUUGGGGAUAGAGGUAGGGUGGGAGGAAAAAUUCAAUAUAAUAUUGAGCAUAUUCAUUUGCAUUGGUCUCCAAAUACAACACUGUAUUGAAUUCUUUGUUUUACCUGCAAUAUUUUAAUUUCAGAUAACAAUAUAACCAAAGAAAGAGGCCUUUACCUUCAAAUGUCAGCAAUGUGACAGAAAACUGCUUGUUUUUGAAUGCUGUGAUUAAGUUGGAAAAAUUUCAGCUGGGGAGAGAGGGGGAGGAGUUGCAAAGCAAAGACACGCCUGGUGAAUAUUGUUUGGGACCCUUGAAACCUUCCACUUGAUUUAUGAAGAGGUAUAAAGAGCAUGUCUGAGGCGUAAGGGCUGCAUAGUAGGUUUGCUAAGGGUGUAUUUCCUCACCUGACACCGCUGCUUCCCUCCUGUCUCCCAUCGCUCACAGAUGCAUACUGGCAGCAGUGUCAUAAACACACUUGCACAUGCUCCCAAAGAAGGGGUUAUCCCAUAUAUAUAUAUCUUUUGCUCCUGCUUUUAAAGCACAUCAAUGUAAUUGAUGCCUUUAGAUUUUACUAAUUUUUUGACUCUUUGGGUUUUUUUCCCUCCACAGGGGGGCUUUUGUUCUAUAGAAGCUGACUGGGUCCUUCCAGCAAUAUGUCAGGUGUGGAAUCUGACUGUCUUUUGCAAUAUUCCUUAUGUCAGCAGAUGAUACUGGUGCUUACUGUGUUUGAAAGGUAACCACUGCAAGUUCAGAAAUUUUUCUUAAAGGAGUUAUGAUGGAAGGUUUUUAAGUCUUUGGGAUACUCAUGCUCCACUUACCACAAAGUGGUAAGUGAAGCAUGUGGUGAAGAGGAAAUGAAAACAAAUGCUAACUUAUUAAAUGGAAAUACUUGCCUGAUUCACCAGCUGGACACAGUUUCUAUUAGGUUCUAUGUAACAGUGGAUCAUGGAUUAAAAGACUGGGGAUUGCAAAGGGAGAAAAGACGUCCUGGCAUACAUCUGAGAAGGAUAUUGGGGAUAUGGACAUCAGCAUUUUUCUGCCUGUGAAACUUACUGCAGUUCUAGCUACAAUACUGUGCUCUGAAGAACAGAGCAAACACUUUAUGCAUGUGAGUUUUUUGAAAGCUUUGCUUCCUUGGGAACAGUGUGGUCACUUGUAUCAUUUGUCAAGGUGGCUUUGUGCAACUUGCCUCUUUGCAGUGUGUUUCAAUUAAUUGUGGUUGUCAGAUUUUAGUGCAAUUCAUAUAAUAUCGCAACAAAGGGAAUUGUUUUGAUUUCUUUCAACAUGUCUGUAAAAAAAAUUGCUAUGUCACUGAGUACACAAUAAAGAGUAAUACUGUAUUUCUGUCUUAAUAUGUAAUUGUGGACAAGACACACUGCACUUUCAAGCAUCCUAAUAAAAAUGCCUGUAAUACAGUUAGAGUAUCCACUUAAUUACCUCUAAACAAAUGAAGUACUAAUGUUCUCACAUAGUAUUUUGCCGUACCAUUAACUAUUCCCAUAAAUCAUAAGACAUUUUAAGGCUUUAGUUCUUUUCAUAAAGAUUUUUUUUUUGAGAUCACUACAGCAUUCUCUUACAGUUUGGACAUCUACUUUUGCAUGGAAGAAUAUUUGUCUUUACAGAAACCGUGUUUUUCUCACCUUCCAUUUUUCUUAUAUGUCACACUCCUCUAGGUGCAGGAGAGUAAGCUUGUAAGUAGUGGAUCAUACAUAGUCAAGCAUAGACAUACUCUGCAUUAUGACACUUAGUUCAAAUUACUGGGCUGCAUGAAAGAAUGUUCUGAAAGGCAGUCCAAGAACUUCGAAAAUCUCUUAUCAUUCUUGAGCAAUGUAAUAAUUUUUGAUCAUGUGGUGAACUAGCUGGUUUUACUACCAAGUAUCACAUUUGCCAAGCCUCUGGGACUUGCAGUUUGAAAAAUGAGGAGUACUGAAGACAGGUGUCUUUCAAGAUGUGGGGAGACUCAUGAGGAACAAGUCAGGACUGUGAAGAUCAUACUUGUGCUUUUAACACAAAAUUACCAGAGCACUAGCUGCAGUAGGUGGCAGUCAGCUUUCAUGAAGGCAGUCUUUGUGAACAUAGCAUGUAUUUUAAGAUCUUAGUACUGGCUUUGUCCUGGGCUUCAGAAACAAUUGUUGUGUCUCUGUUCUGAAACGGAGAAAAGGUCUAUUUGUGUGUGGCUUGGAAUAAUUAGAAACAGCAGACUUCCAGAACUAGCCUACCCUUUUUUAUGUUGCCUAAUGAUAUUGAUAAAAUGGAACAACUGCUGUUUUCCACCAGUUAAUUGCUUUUCUCUGCUAGAAGAUGAACAAAGCUUUGUAAGGCUGAAGUACAGUGUCUAUCUUUAUAUCUGAUGUGUUUUGUGAAGGACUCUAACCAUAAUCUUAAAAAGCAUAGUGCAUUUCCUCAGGUCUUUUACUUUUUAAUACGAGAGAUGAAUGCUUCAAAAAUGGCAACAUUUAUGAACUUAUACAAGACACAAGGCUUCAAAGAACAGACCAUACGUAUAGUAGAGGGAAAAGUAUUACUAAUACUGUUGUCUUACCACAGUGUCUAGGCACUGUGACAGAGACCCAGACUCUUCUGUGGCUAUUGUUGGGUUAGCAGCAUUAUCAAGUUUGGAAACUGCACUAUUCCCAUGUUGGAUCAGCUGUGAUUACACUAACGUUUACUUGGACAGUAAUUCUGUUUCCCAAAACCUCAGAUUUUUAUUGUACCCAGCAAUACAAAGAUAAACUCCCAGUAUGCUGGAGGAAAGGGAGAAAGAGGGAUUCAGAGAAACAAUGGUUUCAAAGUACGUUAGCAGAAGGCUGACCAAGACAGGGCUUGUUGGGUCCCAUGAACAGAGAAAGGCAACAGAGAAGAGAAGAGGUGACAGAAAGGAUUAGGAGCAGAAAAAAUUGCUUGAUUCAGCUGGAAAGAGAGAUGUAAUAAAAGAAUACUAAUAGCACAACAAUGGAUUUGAGGAAGGGAGAGGGAGAGAAAAAGGAAUUAAAGGUGGGAAGGGAGCGUAGUAUAAAAAUUAUUUCAUAAUGUUCAGUAUUAAAGAAAACUGUUGAUAAUCUCAUCUAUUUAAUGACAGUGUACUGUAGUUACUGCUCUCAUUAUCUAAGAUAAAUAAUAGUCUACACCAGGGGAAAAUAAGGGAAAAUUUGACAACUUCAACAUAACUUUAGUUUAACAUUUUAUACAAACACAAUAGCUGAGACUGAAUUACUGAAAAUGAUAGAAAAGUGUAGUGCUAAUGUAGCUACAAGGAACAAAAUGUUUGGAAUAGCCUCAUUAGGGAGCAUAGUUGUGGCUUUUUACCACAGAGGCUUCAAGCAUCUGGGCUUCACCAUCAGUUGGUUUGAGCUAAGUCAUAAAAUACCAGCAGAUUCACCUGCCGGUACAGCUAAAGGGUUAUUACAUUUUCCACUGCAAGAAGUGAGCUGUAACAGAGUUAUAGUGAGUGGCAGAAUGUGAAGUGCAUUGUGUUCAGAGGCAAUUUGGAAUGCAUCAGUACUCAUCUGCACCAUGGGAUCACAGAAUGUUUGAGGUUGUAAGGGACCAUCUGGUCCACUGGGACUAGAAUUACCUAGUCUGUCCCUCAGCUCACAUCAGGGUCAGGUGGAGGAGGUUGCCCAGCAUUUUUGCUAUCUCCAAGGGUGGAGACUCCAAAACCUCUUUGGGCAAACUGUUGAAGUGAUUGAUCACUCCCACAGUAAAGAACAAAACAAAACAGACUUCUUUGACUGUUCAGAUGGAAUUUAAUGUGUUUCUGUUUGUGCCCAUUGCCUGUUGUCCUAUCACUGGGCACCACUGAGACGAUUUUUGAAAAUCAGACAACUGUUCUGGACUCAUCUUCUCUCCAGGGCCAUAACCCAGGUGAUUCUUCCAAGCAGAUCUCUGAAGAGAUUAAAGUACACUCUGAUACUUUGGUCUGAUGUUCAGCCUUUCUCGCUUCUCUCAAGAUCUUGAACUCAUAGAAUCAUAGAAUCGCUAAGGUUGGAAGGAACCUUAAAGAUCAUCAAGUUCCAACCCCCCCUGCCAUGAGCAGGGAACCCUGCCACUAGACCAGGUUGCACGAAAACUUGUCCAACCUGGCCUUAAAAUCCUCCAGGGAUGGGGCAUCAACAACCUCCCUGGGCAACCCAUUCCAGUUCCUCACCACCCUGAAAGUGAAGAAUUUCUUCCUAAUAUCUAACCUAAAUCUCCCUCCUCUCAGUUUAAAAUCGUCACCCAUUAUCCUAUUUCCUCUGAUGAAAAGCCCCUCCCCAGCUUUCCUGUAGGCCCCCUUCAGGUACUGGAAGGCUGCUAUACGGUAUCCUUGGAGCCUUCUCUAGGCUGAAAACUCCACCAUGUCCUAAGAGUUGCAGUGAAGACCUUCACAUGCCCACUGUUUUUUUUCUGGUAUUCGGAGUAUCAGGACAUCCACACACCUUCUUGUUGGAUGCUCAAUCACCUCUAUCAGGAAGUUGUUGUCUAUGCAGUGAAAAAACCUGUUCUGCACUGAAGCCUUAGUUUGACCUCACAUCCUCCAGUCCAAACGAAAUUCCUUAUAAUCUAAAACUUGGAGAUGGUAUUCUUAGUUAAGAUGACUUCAAGCUCUUAGUUUGUUCAAAAGCAAACAGUUUAAAAGCUUUUGCUGCUUUAAGAUUGUUGAAAUUUUUGAGCUAAUUGCCCACACUAUUUUCCAUUGAGAUUAUAUCCACAUAGUUAAUUAGCUGAGAAGACAAACUGAAAAAACAUUGUAAAAAAUAAUAUUAAUUUUCUGGUUAUCUCAACAAAUUUCAUUUUUCAAAUACUUUCUUCUAUAUUGGAGGUUGAAGAUGCAAUUAUCUUUGGUGUCACAUUUCUAGAUCCACUGAUACCUCACAACAUCUGCGGAAGGCAGGAGGCUGGAGCUAAAAAGGGGCACUGCAGGACCGACCUGGGAUUGGGGGAAAGGGAGAGAGGAGUAGCCCUUCCUGCUUGUCCAUAAACUAUGUGGAAAGAAUCUGCAUGUCAUUUCCUGUAGCAAAGUGGUCCAAGAACAACCUUCAGCAGUACUCCAGCACUACUUGCUCUCAGAGCUACCUAUAGUUUCAAUAAUUUCCUGAUCAUCUGGUCUUGCUUUAGAAGUUAUGCAGUAGAAAAGUUAGAUUCCUGCAGGAAAGGGAAAAAAGAAAUAAAAAAUGGUUAAACUUGCACAGGACAAGAAUUAUUUUCUUCUGGAGUUCCCCUGGUUAACCAGUCUCCUCUGCUAUAAUUGAUCCCUGCACCAAUAAUUGUGCAGUGCAUACAACCUCCAGACUCAGGGGUCCUGGAGUAAAUAAGCAAGGGAUUUCAGGGUGUGGGUAUGGCAGUGCUAAGAGGUAGGAAGAUAACAAGGUCACUUGGUGUAGAUCCUCACUCCAGCUCUUACAGAAUUAAUGUGCACUGUUCCUCUGUCUUUUACUGUUCCCCUCUGUGCUGUGCCACUUCUCAGUCACAUUGAAAAAUUUGUAUAUGCUGAUGGCAACUUCUGUCAGCUUCUAUAUUUUUUUGCCUGUGAUUGUUUUAAUAAAUUUGUCUUCCUCAA
This is a messenger RNA of Apus apus (common swift), 7580 nucleotides long. It is a transcript of the gene PGM5, whose product is annotated as phosphoglucomutase 5. Gene Ontology annotation, cellular component: cytosol; adherens junction; cell-substrate junction. The coding region runs from base 250 to 1953 and encodes 567 amino acids. Gene Ontology annotation, biological process: striated muscle tissue development; carbohydrate metabolic process; myofibril assembly. Gene Ontology annotation, molecular function: phosphoglucomutase activity. The record is from RefSeq and is a predicted model, not a curated record. Lineage: Eukaryota; Metazoa; Chordata; Aves; Apodiformes; Apodidae. The transcript has 11 exons.